This is a messenger RNA of Phacochoerus africanus (Common warthog), 1943 nucleotides long. RefSeq names its product ATP-binding cassette sub-family A member 17-like. The record is from RefSeq and is a predicted model, not a curated record. NCBI's taxonomy places the organism in Eukaryota, Metazoa, Chordata, Mammalia, Artiodactyla, Suidae. The coding region runs from base 597 to 1070 and encodes 157 amino acids. The transcript is spliced from 5 exons.
UGAACAGGAGGAGCGUAGACAGCAACCAAGGACACUCAAAAGAUGGCGAGGCUUCGUUUUCUGCUGCUUCAGGCAAUGAAAGGAAAACGUGCUUGAGGCCACAGGGCCCUGGGGCUCGGGCAGGAGGCGGCCGUGUGGGUGGACCUGAGGGCAUGGUCAGGUCAGGAGGCGCCCACCUCCGGGCGUGGGUGCGGGUGGGUGCGGCGACGGAUGCCCAGAAGGAGCAGGGAUCUGGGGGAGACCAAAGGCGGGCCGCCGGGCCGGGGUGGGGCGCCCGGGCGGCCUGUGCCUUCCAGGUUCCCGGGAAGGAUUCCUUCUGAAGAAGUCAGAGGAGGAGCCUGAGGUCUUCGACCAGAACUACUCAGCGGCAGCUUCCUUCGAAGACCUGGGGAAGCCCACGAUCGACCGCGACGGCGCUGUUCAACCACCAGGCGGACCGCUACCCCCGCCGCGGCGCGGGCCCUGCUGGACAACAGCCUCCUCAAGCUGCUGGCCGGGGCCGGGGCUUCCGAGACGGGCCCCACACGGACACACCGGCGAACACCCUGUAUGAGGGCCCUAAAGGACAUGUCCUCGUCCUCACCUUGCUCUUUGGAAUGGCUUUCCUGUCCAGCUCUGUUUCCAUCUUGACGGUCAAAGAGAGGCGCCUCCAGCAGGUGGUGUUUUUGUGCUACACGGAAGAGGCAUUUAUACAGCAGGAAAGCGUCCUGGCUGUUACCUUGAUGCUAAUGCUUUGUGCCUGGGCUCCCAUCCCCUCCAUCUGCCUGAGCAGCUUCUGCUUCGACUACCCGGGGAGCGCCUGUGCUGAGCUCAUCGUCACGCUCACUGUCUCGAGCACUGGCUCCCUUGUUCUCGUCACCGUCACAAGUGAAAAAGAUCUAGGCUACACGGUCGUCUCAGAGUCCUUGGACCACACGUUCCUACGGCUUCCAGGCCACUGCCUGGGCAUGGCUUUCUCCAACUUAUGUUAUAACUUUGAACUACGCAAGUUUUGCAGUGCCAAGAGCCUGAACCAGACUGAGUGCACUCAAGUUUGUGCGGCAGCGGAUCGGCUACUGUCCCUAGUUUGAUGCGCUGCUGGACCACCUGACCAGGAGACUCUGGUCAUGCACGCCUGGCUGCGGGGCAUCCCCGAGCGCCACAUUGGUGCCUGCGUGGACCAAAUUCUUGGUGACUUGCUCUUGUACACGUACGCCAACAAGCGGGUGAGGACCUGCAGGUGAGACUGGGGGCCCCCUCAGCCCUUCUCCCUCCAGUCAUAAGAUGUGCCCUGCUCUUCUCAGUGCCACGGUUUAGGGCUGGUAUAGGGCAAGGCCCAUCAGCUCCGGGCCUGCGGUAGUCAUGUGGUCUGUGCCACUACAUGGAUUUCAGGGGAUGUGCCUCUCUCCUCCCCUGAAGGAAAGAUUGGGUCAGUGGCCGGGGCUGCCCCAAGGCACCGCUUCCCCUUGGCCCUGGGCAGGGCCCUGGGCAGUUAUGUGGCUGAGGACGGGCAGAUGCACCUCACACGUAAUUCUCCCUGCUGCUUCCCAGGUGGUCUCUGCUUGUUGGUAGACUUGCAUUUCAAGCACACAUGACCUUAUCCUGCUGUCUGAGACAUCUGAGCUCUUGAAGAGCCUGGGGGAUUCCUCAGUCUUAGGUUGCCAGUGAUCCUAACCCAACUCCAGUGAGCUUAAACAAAAAAGGUCACACAUCCCAGAGCUCCCCUCGAGUUGUGGACAGCGCCCCCUGGAGGUGGGAAGCAGCACCCCACUCCUGGGACUGGGAAGUCAGAGGUGCCCAAGGGUCGGAUGAUGUCACCUUGUCUCUUCCCUCUCUCUUGGCUUCAGUUUCAUGCAUGUUUUCGAGUUUCCGUGCAUCUUUUGAUGGUUAAAUGAGUGAACAUUUCGAAGCUUAGGAAUUUCCAUCAUGGCUCAGUGAAAACGAAUCUGACUAGCAUCCAUGAG